This is a messenger RNA of Phacochoerus africanus (Common warthog), 2017 nucleotides long. RefSeq names its product general transcription factor IIF subunit 1 (gene GTF2F1). Gene Ontology annotation, molecular function: RNA polymerase II general transcription initiation factor activity; TFIIF-class transcription factor complex binding; DNA binding. The transcript has 12 exons. Gene Ontology annotation, biological process: transcription initiation at RNA polymerase II promoter; positive regulation of transcription elongation by RNA polymerase II. The coding region runs from base 411 to 1964 and encodes 517 amino acids. The record is from RefSeq and is a predicted model, not a curated record. Lineage: Eukaryota; Metazoa; Chordata; Mammalia; Artiodactyla; Suidae. Gene Ontology annotation, cellular component: nucleus; transcription factor TFIIF complex.
AGAUGCCCCGCGGUCCUUAAUUGGGACGUCACGAGCGGGGUGUUACUAUACAGCGUGAUUGAAUUAUCCGCACUAUAUAUUGCAGUCAGCUGGUGCAGGAGCAGUAGUAGGUGUUGCUUUUAAGUCAGAUUCGGAGCCUGUGACGCGGCCCACGGGAGAGUUUCGCUUCCGGUUUAAGUGGCUGCGCAGGCGCAGACGUGGCACGAGAGGCCUCAGAGGUUGACCGCUGUUCCAGCGCCACCCGCGGAUAGUUUUUCCUAGGAUUGGCGGCACCCCGGGCUCGGGGUUCUCGAUCAGGGGCCAGAGAGCCGAAACCUCGAGGGCGGCUUCCGCGGGACCUAGAGACCCUCAUCCCGGGGGAGUCGAAAAGGACGAGGAUCCGACCAGAUUUCAACCAUCGCGCAUCGCCCAUGGCGGCCCUCGGCCCCUGCAGCCAGAAUGUCACUGAAUAUGUUGUCCGAGUUCCCAAAAAUACCACCAAAAAAUAUAAUAUCAUGGCCUUCAAUGCAGCUGAUAAAGUCAAUCUUGCUACUUGGAAUCAGGCCCGGCUGGAACGUGACCUGAGCAACAAGAAGAUUUACCAAGAGGAGGAGAUGCCAGAAUCAGGCGCUGGCAGUGAGUUCAACCGCAAGCUCCGGGAGGAGGCCCGGAGGAAGAAGUACGGCAUCGUCCUGAAGGAGUUCCGGCCGGAGGACCAGCCCUGGUUGCUCCGCAUCAAUGGCAAGGCGGGCCGGAAGUUCAAGGGCAUAAAGAAGGGAGGCGUGACAGAAAACACAUCCUACUACAUCUUUACCCAGUGCCCCGAUGGGGCUUUCGAGGCCUUCCCCGUGCACAACUGGUACAACUUCACACCGCUGGCCCGGCACCGCACUCUCACAGCUGAGGAGGCAGAGGAAGAGUGGGAGAGGAGAAACAAAGUCCUGAACCACUUCAGCAUCAUGCAGCAGCGGCGACUCAAGGACCAGGACCAGGAUGAGGAAGAUGAAGACAAGGAGAAGCGUGGCCGCAAGAAGGCCAGCGAGCUGCGCAUCCAUGACCUGGAGGAUGACCUGGAGAUGUCUUCCGAUGACAGUGAGGCCAGCGGCGAGGAGGGUGGCAGAGCCCCCAAGGCCAAGAAGAAGGCACCGCCCAGCAAGGGAGGCAGGAAGAAGAAGAAGAAGAAGGGGUCAGAUGACGAGGCCUUUGAAGAUAGUGAUGAUGGGGACUUCGAGGGCCAGGAGGUGGACUACAUGUCCGACGGCUCCAGCAGCUCCCAGGAUGAGCUAGAGGGCAAGCCCAAGGUCACGCAGCAGGAGGAGGGCCCCAAGGGCGUGGAUGAGCAGAGCGAGAGCAGCGAGGAAAGUGAGGAGGAGAAGCCACCCGAGGAGGACAAAGAGGAGGAGGAGGAGAAGAAGGUGCCCACGCCACAGGAGAAGAAGCGGAGGAAAGACAGCAGUGAGGAGUCAGACAGCUCGGAGGAGAGUGACAUUGACAGUGAGGCCUCGUCGGCACUCUUCAUGGCAAAGAAGAAGACACCCCCCAAGAGGGAGCGGAAGCCAUCGGGAGGCAGCUCUCGGGGCAACAGCCGGCCAGGCACACCCAGCACGGAGCCUGGCAGCACUUCUUCCACCCUGCGGGCAGCUGCCAACAAGCUGGAGCAGGGGAAGCGGACCAGUGAGACUCCUGCUGCCAAGCGGCUGCGGCUGGACACUGGGUCCCAAAGCUUGUCAGGGAAGUCCACCCCUCAGCCACAGUCUGGGAAGUCGACCCCCAGCAGCGGUGACGUGCAGGUGACCGAGGAUGCAGUGCGCCGCUACCUGACACGGAAGCCCAUGACCACCAAGGACCUGCUGAAAAAGUUCCAGACCAAGAAGACAGGGCUGAGCAGUGAGCAGACAGUGAAUGUGCUGGCUCAGAUCCUCAAGCGCCUGAACCCUGAGCGCAAGAUGAUCAAUGACAAGAUGCACUUUUCCCUCAAGGAGUGACGCUCUGCCCCUGGCCGCCCUCCUGCCCAAUAAACAGGCUCUGUUCUCCAGAA